Zasmidium cellare ATCC 36951 is the source of this 1215-nucleotide messenger RNA. RefSeq lists its product as uncharacterized. Bases 1 to 1215 code for a protein of 404 amino acids. The transcript has 2 exons. The record is from RefSeq and is a predicted model, not a curated record. Lineage: Eukaryota; Fungi; Ascomycota; Dothideomycetes; Mycosphaerellales; Mycosphaerellaceae.
AUGGCGCAAUCAACCAAACAGUCUGAUUUGGACAUCAAAUGCGCCAAAGCUCGGCCUUGGGUGCGACGUUUCGUGGAAGAAUAUCAGGAUGGGAGACCGUGGGGUUAUGGGAUGUUCCAGGAUCCGACAGUUGGCGAUGAGAAGAUGGACGAGUGCAUGUGCAGGCUCGAUCUUUUACUGCAGACUGCGCAAGGUGCUGUGUUUGGUCGCAGUCUUGACGAGUUUCCAAGUUUUCAGUGGGAGUACCUGGACUGGCCAGAAGGGAGUGAGGAUGGAGAUUUGGAGGCAGAUCCUGAGAUCGAAGCCGCGCAAGAACAGACGCCGCUCGAGCCCGAGGCCACGGAGGAGAAACCAGAGGACCCGGAGCCAAUAGCGAACGCAUCUCAACCUGGGAAAGCCGCACAGCAGCAGUCUGAACGUGGCAUAGGCGCUGGAGGUAUAAAAGAGGACAAUGCCGAUCUAGAAGAUGGUGAAGAGGACGCAGAAACCGACUUGGGCUCAGAAGAUACAGAAGAGGAUCUGGACGAGGAUGGCGACGAUCAGAAAGAAGUCGAAGACGAUGCUUCUGAAGAAGAUGACGAAGACGAGGACGACGCCGAUAUCGACCUGGUCAAAGAACUCCCCAAAGUCCGCGCUCAUUUCAAUUGGGUCUGCCAUCAGAAGAAGCGACGCAAAGUCCACGAAUCCUUAGAUGUCGACCGCAGUGGCAUGCCCCGCGGACUUCUUCGCGGCGUCUUUAUCCUUAUCGAUGAGGAUGCGGCAGACUCCAUCGUGGCCACGUCUUCUUAUGCCGAUAAUUCCUGGGUCUGGGCUAUCGAUCCGAACUAUACAGGCGAUAUUGCAUCAAUGACGAAGAACGGCCUGAAGGAUGAGUACUACGGCUAUAUGCGUGUGCGAUUGCAGCAGCUGGUCAACAAUUUUUGGGUCGCGUUGCGUCAGGACAAUCUGAUUUUGCCUACGCUGUGGGAGGCUGCAAAGCAGAGCCUGAAUUGUGCAUUUGUAUCGGUUGAUCCUGAGGAGGCACAGCUGUCAUGGGGAGGCAGGAACUUGGGCAGCGCCUUGAGAGCGUACCCGGACACCAGCGAUAGUCAUAUUGUCGUCGGCGCAACGUUGCUGCUGCGAGGCCUGGAGUGGGUCGAGGCGUUGAAGACAGUCGCUCGUACAGACGGCGGCGAGGUCAUCGCUACUCGAGAAGUAGACGUUGAAUUCGACUGA